UUGACCCACCCCUUAUCUAUGUACGUCGUCGAUCUUUCCAGUCAUUCUCUGAUCUCGUUCGCCCUCUGACUAAAGCUAUAAGAAGACCCAGGUGAAAAGGAGAGCUCAUAGCCAAAAAGGAUAUUAACUUAGUUUGGAGGCUGAAGGAGAAAGUCCGUUGAGCUGUAGCAUUAUCUUGUCUUGUGUGGAGAUUUUUUGAAUAUUUCCGUUACUACAAAAGGACAAUAUGGAGCCGUUGAAGAGAGACUUGAUUUCACUCAGAGUGGUAUUCGUGUUGGGAGUACUUCUAGCAGUUACAGCGUGGGCCUCCAGUUUACCAUUGUCUGAAUACAGCGAGGGGCAAGGUCCAGUGGACAACAGCGACAUCUAUGUAUCGUUACCAGGGAAUUACCGCGACAAUGAUGUGCCACGUGUGCGGGACAUUCUGCCGCCUUUUGUUUUGGCUCGUUUGAACCAGAGGAGACCUAGUAAUGCUGGUGGCUUUGCAGAGUACUUGAGGAAAAGAAAGUGUCAGCCUGAAUUCUUCUCUGGGACGAGCAGAUGUUAAGUUAGUAAAUAUCGUUUUUUAAAAAAUGACUUUUCGAAGAUGUCGCAGCUUUUGCAACGGCGAUACCACAUGGCCAAUUUUGCCUUCUGUUUCUUGAAACAUGCCUUAUAAAUAUACAAUGAUGCCACCUACAUUCAGAACUGCACGACUGGUCCAGAAAGGACACUAGUGGUGUUGCCAUUUUGCUAUGUUCUUGCAAACAGCAUAUAGAGCAUCCCAGAAGUACAGAUGUGAACUUGCCUUUGCUGUAUUUCAUUUUCUGUAUUUGCAUUCUGUGUUUGUAUUUUGAUUAUUUGUUUCGGACGCAAAAACAUACGAAGAUGUACAUAACAUUAAAAGGCGAGAUAUUUCAGUACUGCGGGCUUGACUAACCAUGAGACAAGAAGCUCUGACAUCUAAGCCAACAAAUGGAAACUGCUUCCCAGACAAGAAUAAAAAAGAAAAAAAAACAAGGUUGAUAUAAUUUAAAAAUUACUUACAGUUGUCUUUGAAAGUAAAAUAUUAGAUUUAUAGCAUUGUGCUAUCUUAAGUCACAUUAAAUGCACGCACGCUGACAAUGAUUUUUACUGCAUGAUUUAGAGUCUCUACAGGACUGUCAGUGUGGAUAAUUAUUGUAAUUUGGUAACCAAACACACG
Messenger RNA from Lingula anatina, 1183 nucleotides. RefSeq lists its product as uncharacterized. NCBI's taxonomy places the organism in Eukaryota, Metazoa, Brachiopoda, Lingulata, Lingulida, Lingulidae. The record is from RefSeq and is a predicted model, not a curated record.